Messenger RNA from Cuscuta campestris, 2802 nucleotides. The record is from the annotation of a GenBank genome assembly. Lineage: Eukaryota; Viridiplantae; Streptophyta; Magnoliopsida; Solanales; Convolvulaceae.
UAGAAGAGAGCGAGAAUAGCGGGGAUAUCCAUUAUUACGAAGUUCCAGAGUCCUGAUCUGUAUACGAGCUUGACAAUAAUACCUAGCGGCGUCCGGCGAUGGUUCUCUCGGCGGUAGACGUGGAAGGCAGGAGAGUGGAGGAUGCCGACGACGAAAACGACUCGCCGGUGGAACAGGUCCGCCUCACCGUCUCGGCGCACGACGAUCCUUCCCUCCCCGUCUGGACUUUCCGGAUGUGGUUCCUCGGCCUCCUCUCCUGCGCGCUCCUCUCCUUCCUCAACACCUUCUUCGGCUACCGGACGGAACCGCUCGUCAUCAGUAUGAUCUCAGUCCAGGUGGCGACGCUGCCGAUCGGGCGGUUAAUGGCGAAGGUGCUCCCGGAGAGAAAGUAUCAGAUCGGGUCGUGGGAGUUCUCGUUGAACCCGGGCCCGUUUAACAUGAAGGAGCACGUGCUGAUAUCCAUAUUUGCGAAUGCCGGAUCCGCUUUCGGUAACGGAGCCGCUUAUGCCGUUAGUAUUGUUGAUAUCAUUAAGGCUUUCUACAUGAGGAAUAUCUCUUUCUGGGCCGGGUGGAUCCUUGUUAUCACUACACAGGUGCUUGGGUAUGGAUGGGCAGGAAUCAUGAGAAAGUAUGUUAUAGAUCCUGGUGAGAUGUGGUGGCCACAAAGUCUGGUGCAAGUUUCUCUUUUCAGAGCACUGCACGAGAAAGAGGAAAAGAAGGGACCAUCAUCAUCAUCAAUGUCAAGGGGAAAAUUCUUCCUCAUAGCACUGGUGUGCGGUUCAGUAUAUUACAUCGUCCCGGGAUUUCUCUUCCCAACCAUUUCCAACAUCUCCUUGCUGUGCUUGUUCUACCCAAAGUCAGUUCUGGCCCAGCAAAUAGGCUCCGGCAUGAAGGGUCUCGGCAUCUUCUCCUUCACCUUGGACUGGUCCGUCAUAGCCUCCUACCUCGCCAGCCCCCUCGUCACCCCGUUCUUCGCCAUAGCAAAUGUCGCCAUCGGCUACGUGGCGGUUGUCUACAUCCUCAUUCCCAUUUGCUACUGGGGACUCAACCUCUACGAUGCAAAAACCUACCCCAUCUUCUCCUCCCACCUCUUCGACACCAGGGGUCAAGUCUACAAUGUCUCCUCCAUAGUCAACGACAAGUUCGAGCUGGACAGGGCAGCGUUUGCCCGCCAGGGCCCCAUCAACCUCAGCCUCUUCUUCGCCCUCACAUACGGCCUCAACUUUGCCUCCAUCAUCGCCACUCUCACCCACGUCGCCCUCUUCAACGGGAGGGAGAUUUACAGCAGGUUCCGGUCGUCCUCGGGAGGAGGAGGGGGGAAAGAAGACGUGCACACGAGGCUGAUGAAGAAGUACAAGGACAUUCCGUCUUGGUGGUUUCACUUGACGCUGGUGUUCUCCUUUGCGCUGGCACUCGCAAUGUGUGUGUUCAUGAAGGAACAGAUUCAGUUGCCCUGGUGGGGUUUGAUCCUAGCCACCAUUGUUUCCUGCUUGUUUACUCUCCCCAUUAGUGUCAUCACUGCCACUACCAACCAGACGCCAGGACUGAACGUGAUAACGGAGUACAUAUUGGGACUUAUCAUGCCAGGGAAGCCAAUAGCCAAUGUUUGUUUCAAGACGUUUGGGUACAUAAGCAUGACGCAAGCUGUUUCCUUUUUGAACGAUUUCAAAUUGGGACAUUAUAUGAAGAUUCCUCCCAGAUCAAUGUUCAUUGUUCAGAUAGUUGGAACCGUUGUGGCUGGGACGAUAAAUAUAGGGGUGGCUUGGUGGCUGCUGACGUCAGUCCACAACAUCUGUCAAGACAAUUUGCUUCCUCCAAACAGCCCCUGGACCUGCCCAAACGACCGGGUCUUCUUCGACGCAUCCGUGAUAUGGGGCCUGAUUGGGCCUAAGCGAAUAUUCGGGUCAUUGGGCCGUUACGGCGCCCUGAACUGGUGCUUCUUGGGCGGCGCGGUGGGUCCCCUGGUGGUGUGGCUGGUCCAGAAAGCCUUCCCGACUCGACGCUGGAUCAGCCUCAUCAACCUGCCGGUGAUCCUCUCGACGACGGCGUACAUGCCGCCGGCGACGAGCUUGAACUUCAACAGCUGGAUCUUCGUCGGGACGGUUUUCAACCUAUUCGUGUUCCGCUACAGGCGCAAGUGGUGGCAGAGGUACAACUACGUCCUGUCGGCGGCGCUGGACGCCGGGCUGGCUUUCAUGGCGGUGAUUCUCUACUUCUGUCUCGGAAUGCCGAAUGUGAGCUUGGAUUGGUGGGGAAGCCGGGGAGAGCACUGCGACUUGGCCACUUGCCCGACGGCGCGUGGAGUGCAAGUCGACGGAUGUCCUGUUUUCUGAUGAUUCAUUUACUUUAGUUAGGAAUUAGGAUAUGCCCACAUAUUUCAUUCUUUCAGGCUCAUUUUUUUCUAAAACCAUUCAUUAGUUGUGUUUUUUUUUCCGUUUGGUCGCCAAAUAUGUUAAUAUUAUUGGAAGAAGAUAGUUUCAUCAUUUAAGAAAAGAUUCAACAGAUUAAAGUGAUUUCCGUUAUUUACAUUACUUUAUUCGUAUAAAGUGGGUGGAUGUAAACACGCAUGCCAAUUAAAUAAGUUAUGGGUUUUGGAGCGAGUAUUAGAUACACACAAUCAUCAAGUAAUAACUUGGAACACCAAACAACAAUAAUCUUCACUAAAGAGUGAGAAAUCUCUAAUAAAAAUGCAGCAGUAAACAGAGGCAAUUUUACCGACAUCGAGAGGUCAAAACAACAAUCCCACCCUUGGAUAUGAAGAAGAGGAUAUCAGGAACAACAUACUAAAAUUUCAUCCCGAUC